AUGGUCGUCGAUACUGUUUCUCAAACGGAUGUGGUAGCAUUUGUGGGAGAAGCCGCGGUUGCAAGGAGGAUAGAGCGAGAAAUGGCGCGGUCUUUGGAGGCAAAGCGGAAGCGAAGGGACGACAACAUCAGAGAGGAUAAGAGGGCAAGAUGUGCGGUGGUGUUUCAGGCCAUUUGGAGGGGACAUUGUAUGAGGGCACUAGUCGCUCCAGCCCUCGCCUCUCGUCGACGCGAAGCUGAAGAGAUACAGCGGAUGUUCCAGGAGGAGCGAUUGGCGGAGUGCGUUGUUGCACUUGAAGAAGAACGUAGGGAGAUAGAGCUCAAGCGUCAAUGCAAUGAGCUAGACGCAAUGAGGUACGCGGAGAAACGAACGCGCACAUCAUGGGCGUUUUUUAGACACCUCGAGGAAACAGCGAGGGGAGAAGAGCUGGUGCGCAUGCGAGCCGAGGAGCGACUCACUCGCGCGUUGGUGGACGUCGAGAUCCAAGACUUGCGGCGAGCUCAAAUAGUCCAGCGCGAGGAGGAAGAGCUCGGCAGGAUGUGUGCAGAAGACUUGGCGAUGCGCGAGCUCAAACUUGCGGAGAAAGCCCAGAUGUUGGAGCGGGUAGUAAUGCAGGCCGAAGACAUCCUGGCGAGGGGCCUGAAGAACUUUGACGAGCAAGAGCUGGCCUCGUCACGGGCUGAAGGCUGCCGCAUGGCGGCCGAGGAUAGUGCUUCCGCGACGUGGAACGCCGAAUUUCGUCGCCAGAGAGAAACUUGUCUCCGUGAGGCGUGGGCGAGAUCGACACCUAUUCAGCGAGCAGUGGAUCCCAGAGGGGCGGCUGCGGCACGGGCAUUGGUGUGCACGGAUGGAGUCAGAGCACUGUCCAAGCCAGAACCGUCGGAGCUACUGGACGAAAGAAUGAUGUUGAUGAUUGAGCAAGCCCGACGCAGGGAAUACUGCAAAAUGCAUUUGUACCGAAUUUCGGCCAAUGCUCUACGGGUUCGGAAGAACCGUCAAGCUGCAGUGCAUACUAAGGGUCUGGGUAGGACACUUUUAGGCCACGGCAACAAGAGUGGCGCCCGUGGCGGUUCUCAGGGGGAGGUGUCGUUCGAAGAAAACCUCGUCGCGUCUAAGAAGGAUAGGGCUGGGCCAGCAGAGCGAGAUGGGGCGGAAUGCAAGCUCACAUCGGACAUGCUUUCGCACCUGGGCCCCCUGGAAGACCUUACCGCGCUUGAGCUUUGCGUGGAGGGACUGACGUCGGCAUCCUUGCUCCAAGCGUGCACGUCACUCAAGUCGCUCUCGCUCAAUGUGAACCGGCUGUCUUCUCCCUCUGGUCUGGUAGUGAGCACAUCCCUCGUUAGGCUAGGUCUCAGGGACAACCGGUUGUCGUCACUGCAGGGACUGUCUGGCCUCCCUAGCCUGCGAGAGCUUCGACUGGAUAUCAACCACCUCUCCUCCCUCCACGAUCUACAACUCCUACCGGCAUUGGUCGAGCUGUCAGUCAAUACCAACCACAUCCGAGAGCUGCCGGAAGGGUUCGCGGUCGGUCUCAUGUCACCGACGGAUCCUAUCCCAGCCCAGACAGAAACGUGCCCCACUGUAGUAGAGAGGGCUGUCGCCUGCGGUGGGUUACAGAAGUUGGAACUGUAUCACAACCGCCUCGCAUCGAUCCAUCCGCGGGCUUUGCAGGGGCUGGCUUCCCUGACUCACUUGGACCUCGGCCGAAAUCAGCUCCAGACGUUGGAUGGCCAGGCGCUUGAGUGUUGCCCUGCUCUCUCGACACUUAUCCUGAGCCAAAACCUUCUGCGGGAGCCACCCUCUCCGCUUUGCUUGCCUCUCUUGAACGAGCUCUGGCUGAGUGGCAAUCAGAUACGCAGCAUGGGCUCUUGGGCUUCUUCUCCGAAAGAGACCCGUCUGCGCUCGUUGCCUGAGCGUUGGGCCAAACAUCGUGCCAUUUUGGAGGGGGCGUUGCUGGAGUUGUCGGGAGACUCAGCAGAGCAGCUACGUGCUUCACCAGGAGAUCAACACUUGAAACAUACCCCUUUCUUGGGGAGGGUAUCGGAGGGACAGGGGCGGGAGAGCGAGUACGGAAAACAAGAAACAUCGUUACGAGGGGAGCAUGGGCGGACAUGCGAUGAUGCUACCGUGUGGCUGCCAAGCCUGGAAGUGCUACACAUGCAGGACAACGCGCUGGAAACCCUUGGCGGGCGGUUUUCUCUCGCCGGUUGCCCGCUGCUGCGAUCUUUUGACGCAAGCUUCAAUCAGCUGAGGGCUCCCGAUGAAAUUGCCCUGUCACUUGAAGCGUGCAGCGGGCUAGAGGAAGUCCGAUUACACGACAAUCCGGCAUCGGCAUGCCCAAACUACGCAGAUGCGAUCGCCCUUAGCUGCCCUCACGUGAGUACUAGCACGGGAAUUGACACACCGCUUUGUACGUGUCAUAGAGGUGUGUAUGUGUGGGAUUGGCGAGGGCACCUCUAUCAAGUCCGAUGCCAUUGUGACGCUCUGUUCGUGUCCUACGUCGCCUUUCAAUCCUUGUUUCAGCUCAUGCGGAUGGACGGCGUCCAUCUAGACGCUCAGGUGCACUGGCGAGCGGGAGCGAACACAUACGGUAGACGAGCGGAUCUAGUCCUCCCGUUCCUCCUCGAGACAGGCGAAACGAGCGAGGCCCCGCACGGCGCGGCGGCCGCUACCCCAACCACUGCCCGCAGCGAAACAACUGGGAACGAUGUCAAUGAAUCCAAGGCAUUGAAGGAGGCUAGUGUUGGUGACUGUUGUCCCUGGUGCGGGGUAUGCACGCUACGCGCCAAGCACGCGAACAACACGGUGGAAGAGAGCGACGCCGUGAACGUUGCCAGGGUCAUCGCCAGAGGAAGAGACGGGAAAAGAGACGAAGCGUCGGGAUUGGACCCCGCUUCCGGCACUACAAACCUGCCCCAGCACAUACCAGAUUGUAUUGAAGGUGGAAGAUCUUCAGGGCCAAGUAUAUGUGUUUCUUGUGGCUUCGAGCUUCCCAGUGCGGACCUCUGGUCCGUGUCCGAGUCGCGCGCCGCUCGCUCCUUUGUGAGCUGGCAAGGUGUCUGCUCCGCAGGAGGCCGGUGGCGUGAUGGCUUUUGUGCUGGCGUUCGUGACAAGAUAGGAAUCGGCCAAGAAGAGAUGAGUGAGAGCAACUCCUUCCGCAAAGCCUGCCUUCGGGGCCGAGUCGAGCGAGAAAAGAUGAGACGCCGCCAUCGACGCGAAGAAAGAAACGUUGCGACAGGCGCAGACUUUAACGAGGUGGGACCACGAACAGUGAAGGGAGGCGGGGAUAUUACGUCACGGUUAGCACCUAGGGCGUCGUCGAAACGGAGACUGGAGGUAGAACUAGAGCUAGGGGAGCACCACGCAGAGGAGCGAAGACGUCAAGCCGCUACACAGCUGUGUAGCCACAGCGGCCGUGUGGACCACGGUGGCGUUGGUGCCUCCGACAGAGCGUGCGUGGUGCUGGAUUGUGCGUCUAUACAACCCGGAGAGGACCAGUGCAAUCACUCAUACUUGGGCACAGAUGCCUUCCGAAUUAGUCCCUGCCAGGCAAGUUCUUCACGUCGUCAUACUCGGGCGGCCCGUACGAUCCAACGGCUCUGGCACCGACGUCAGGAACGGACUGCGCAGCUCGUAUCUUCGUCGCCGAGCGUUCGCCAAGACGUCGGCACGACGUGGCCAGCGAACGAACAGGCGGUCACAAAGCUACAGUCGGCGUUUCGCGGGUUCCAUGUUCGGCGGGCUCUACAGGCAGCGUUAGACUCCGCGAAGUAUGUUGACGACGAACUGGAGGGCCUUCUGAACAUCAACGGAGGGGAUCGUUUCGAGCUUGACCGAUUCCUGUCCCCUCCACCGGAGCUGGGAGACGGCUGGUUGGGGACAAACGUGGUGGCCCAAGGAAACAAGAACAUCCCUCGACAUCCAACCCCUCCCAGUCGUGCGAAGGCCACCAGCAUCCGUUUAGUCGACACUGCCCGAGCUGUCGUCAGCAACGCACCUGCAUGCCCACAUCCGAGAGGAGGUGAUGGGGUGGAAGCAACGAGCAGAACGCGGUUGGAUUCGUACUGCACUGGCGGUACUGGCAACGCAACCAAGAGCACUUUUCUCUCUGAAACUGCGCAAGCCGUGGAGACAGGGCGAAGCGAUUAUAGAGAAACUGCGGGGAGGACUAGUGAUGAGGGCGGUGCAAGUGCAAGGGACAAAGCAAGUGAAGGUGGCGGCGGCCCCGAAAGGAGGGCUAAAAGUGACCUAGCGCGUGAUUGGGGGCUUACGGAUCCGAGAGCAGCACGGGCAUUCGCCAAAAGGGCAAAGAGACUUCGAAAGUUCCAGAACGGGGAGGGUCAGAAAAAAAAGGUGGCCACGACAUGGUUUGUACGGAACGUCCCACAACUAAUCCCGCUGUGCUCUGCGACACGUUACUUGCGCUCGCAGAACACUCAACACUCUAGGACUGGAAGUGGUGGAGAGUCAGCCCCUCAACGCUCCAACGGCGGUGAACGCGGUUGGGUGCAAGUCCCGCGAGCACCGCGAGAAACACGCCCGAGGCUCGCUCCCGUCGGCAGCGACGACCCCGCUGCAGCGACGAACGAUCCAGGGGCGCAACAAAGCACGAGGAGGGGCGGUGGGUAG
Messenger RNA from Ectocarpus sp. CCAP 1310/34, 4629 nucleotides. The record is from the annotation of a GenBank genome assembly. Lineage: Eukaryota; Phaeophyceae; Ectocarpales; Ectocarpaceae.